Messenger RNA from Frankliniella occidentalis (western flower thrips), 2927 nucleotides. It is a transcript of the gene Dic1, whose product is annotated as mitochondrial dicarboxylate carrier. The record is from RefSeq and is a predicted model, not a curated record. Gene Ontology annotation, biological process: phosphate ion transmembrane transport; oxaloacetate transport; malate transmembrane transport. Bases 230 to 1096 code for a protein of 288 amino acids. NCBI's taxonomy places the organism in Eukaryota, Metazoa, Arthropoda, Insecta, Thysanoptera, Thripidae. Gene Ontology annotation, molecular function: malate transmembrane transporter activity; oxaloacetate transmembrane transporter activity; thiosulfate transmembrane transporter activity. The transcript has 8 exons.
GUCUAAGACAAAGGUGUAGUAGCGACGGAACUACCAUAACCCCAGCCAACUUAUCAGUGUGUUUUAAUUACUUGAUCUAAAUUUAACUUCAUUGACACUGUAUAAUUAAUCAUGGACAUACCUUCUGACGUCAGUUAAAAUCUAAAUAUCAGAAGGCGUUUGUCAGACAAGUAUUGUAUGGCUCAAAAUAGGUAUACCUCAACUAUCAAAUUUAUCAACUAAAUUUAAAAUGGCAGAAAAGAAACAGCAACGUCUAGCUAGGUGGUAUUUUGGCGGUUUGGCAUCAGCAGGAGCAUCAUGUGUAACUCAUCCUCUUGACCUUCUCAAAGUUCAUCUCCAAACUCAGCAAGGUGGCAAGACGUCUCUGUUAAGACUUACUGGCAAGAUUAUACAAGAACAAGGAUUUUUUGCCCUUUAUAAUGGUUUGUCAGCCUCUCUAUGUAGGCAGCUCACAUAUUCAACUGCUAGAUUCGGAAUUUAUGAGGUGUCAAAGCAAAUGAUUGCUCCCAACGGUGAACAAAUUUCAUUUUUGGGUAAGGUUGGUUUAGCAUCUGUCUCUGGUGCUUUUGGUGGAUUUGUUGGUGUACCAGCAGACUUAGUUAAUGUGAGGAUGCAAAAUGACAUCAAGUUACCUCCAGAGAGCAGAAGGAAUUACAAACAUGCAAUUGAUGGUUUAUGGCGGGUUUUGAGAGAAGAGGGAAUACGCCGUCUGUGGGGAGGAGCCACUGUUGCAACUGCAAGGGCAGUUCUGAUGACAGUUGGACAGUUGUCAUUCUAUGACCAAGUAAAGCUGUUCCUUCUUGAUUCGGGCUAUUUUGGUGACAACGCUGCAACUCACUUUGCCGCUAGUCUCACUGCCGGUGCUGUGGCUACGACCUUAUGUCAACCACUUGAUGUAUUGAAAACAAGAGCAAUGAAUGCCAAGCCAGGAGAGUUCCAAAAUCUAUGGCAUGUGGUGACUUAUACAGCAAAACUGGGUCCGCUUGGAUUUUUUAAGGGAUAUGUUCCAGCCUUUGUUCGUUUAGGUCCACAAACUAUCCUGACCUUCAUGUUUUUGGAACAACUUAAACUUAACUUUGGUUAUGUUGUUGUGUGAGAAAAAUUGCCGACUCUUUAUCUGAUCUUAAAAUCAUCAUUUGUUCAAGAAUUUUUUUUUACUGAGUGCUAGAUUGAGAUAUCUAUCUGCCAUAAGGAGAGGUAUAGAUCCAUUUUCUUUGAUAACUCACUGCAAUUCCAUAGCUUGUAACAGAAUUUAUAGUUAUUUGACACCUCAAACUUGAACUGUACCAUUGACAUAAUUUUUUUUAUCUUUAGCCAACAAUGCCUAUGUCUUAUGUAAAAUAGGCAAACAAAAAUGUUUGUGCUUAUUGUGAAUGUCUUUAUGACAUCAGAUUUCAGAUUUCAGAAAUCUUUCUAUUGCACAGAUUUUUGAUCUCCUUGUAUAAUUUGUUUUACUUGUUUCUGUAUAUUACCCUUGUGAGAACCGUCCUUUUUCCUCUUUGUUUUUCAAUCUAGUUGUCUGGUUCUUAAAAAUCAAAUGUAACAUGUAGUAUUGUAAGGAUUGUGCCAUACCUGUAAGCUUAUCAAAGUUCACAAAGGGCAAGGCAGCUCCAGGGUAAUAAUACUGAGCAAUUUUUUUUAUUUUGAUGAGCCAUCUAUCUGCUAACUGACAUAUUUUUUAAGAAUUUUAGCAAAAAUCAAAGUUGUGAUAGUUGGUUGUCUGCAUUUAUUUCUUACAUUGCAUUUUUAGCUAGUACCAGUCAUUAAAUUUUGGUCAUGUGGGAUAUUUUCAGCACAGCAAAAUACAGGUAACGACAGAUAGUGUUCCAUGCACCAUGACAAGAUUUAAAGUGGAUUUUGCCCUGUCAGGCUUAAGCUGAAAUUACAUCAAUCUUUUGAAACAUACCUAAUUGACUACACUUUUGUUUUCGUCCCAUGCUUAGCAUAAAUGACAUAUAAUAGUUCUAAGUUGAGCUGAUAACAAACUGGAAAGGCUGUUAAAUUAUUUAAUAUCUAUGAUAGUUAUUGUGUGCCUUUACUUGUGACAAAAACAUCCUGUAUAAAUAUGUAACAAAUUACGUUAUUGUGCUUUGUUAACUAACAUUCCACUAUUUAUUUAUUUAUAUUUUGUGGGGACCAGGUUUUGUUACUUUUUCUUCUUUUUGCUUUUGUGAUAAACAUUGAUUACGUAGGCAAUGACUCUCUCAUAAAAAGUGUAACUGCUAGUGCUAAAUUAGGAUUUGUUAGUAGAUUAUUCUUCUUUCCUUUGGUUGAUCUUUACUGAUAUGAGGAAAGGGUAAACCUUGUGACGCUGGGCACUGUUAUUUAUCAAUUUGUUCAAAGACUUACACAUGCAGAAGUAGUCAGGUAUUUCUGCUAAUUUUUCUCUCUUGAUUUGCAUUUCGUUUUUUACUGACCUAUAUAUUAUCUAAUGCUUUUGCUUCCAAAAUUAUACUGCAUUGUAUUACUAUUUGACAAGACUUCAAGAGAGCUUUCUUCACAUGUUGGAUUGUGUAAAACUAAGACAAUAUGUGGAAGAAGGGUAUUUAGUAGGUAAGUGGUUGUUAAAGGGUGAGGUGUUUGCAAUACGAUAAGACAAUAUUUUUGUCUCUUAUUAAUUUGACUUUGAAGAGUGAGAUCUCUUGCUUAGAAUCUCCCAAACUAGAUGUACUGGAAUCCACAUUGCAUAUUUCCUACUGAACCACAUGCGUUGUGUGUCCUGUCCUGCUAACCUUGUACAAAUGUGUUGUGUACGUUUAACAACUAGCAAAAUUUGUAUUGCUUGUGUUUUUGUUUGAAUCAAAAACAAUAAUAUAUAGGAAUAAGGUAUUUAUUUUUGUGCUUUGUUUGAAAAUUGUUACUAUAUUUUAAAAAAUGCUAUUUAUCAUUUGUUAAAAAUAAAAAAAUAAAAUCUGAUGUUUCUUAAA